This is a messenger RNA of Lytechinus pictus (painted urchin), 2843 nucleotides long. RefSeq names its product D-beta-hydroxybutyrate dehydrogenase-like. Gene Ontology annotation, molecular function: oxidoreductase activity. The record is from RefSeq and is a predicted model, not a curated record. The transcript is spliced from 8 exons. Bases 486 to 1262 code for a protein of 258 amino acids. NCBI's taxonomy places the organism in Eukaryota, Metazoa, Echinodermata, Echinoidea, Temnopleuroida, Toxopneustidae.
AUGCCGAUCCUAUACGCGCGAGUUGGACUUCGGAUGCCUUGCUCUACUCGAUGCUCUAUUUGAAAGCGGGCUAGAUGCAAAGGUCAAGUUUAUGAUCAAUUGAAACCAGCAAAGUAUAUAGGUCACAUAAACAUAUCGUCUGACACAGCGAGGACUCCAUUUGCUUCAUGCUAUACAAACUCUAUAUGCGGGCCUAUACGAUACAAUAUUUACAUGGAUUGGUCAACUGUAUAAUAGACUCUAUCCCAUUUUUUUUCUAGCUAGAGUUUCCCCAACAGUGCUAUAAUGAUAUCCUGUUAAUUCAAAGCUAAUCGUCUGUAUCAGUAUAUAAUUCAUAUAUUUGAAUUGACGGACCCACACGUCGUAAUCUUCUCAGUACCAUCGCCAAGUUAUCAUUGGAUCUGAGUUGCUAUCUACCUUCAGGAGGUAAUAAUUCGGAAUAUAUCUCGCAAAAUGAGAUAUUUACAUAUGCAAUUCAUUGAAUAAUGGCCAAGGUUGCACUUAUUACCGGUUCUACGAGUGGAAUAGGCCUUGGUAUUGCACGGGCACUGGCAAGCAAGGGUCGUUCCAUUCUCCUUACAGGGUUCGGCAGUGAAGAGCUUAUUGAAAAACACAGGACUGAAAUAGAAAGUACCUACAAUGUUCCCGCCACUUACCUAUCUGGAGACCUAUCACGUGAUGAUGACGUCAUAGGUAUAUGCAACAAGAUACACUCUCAGUAUCCAGGAGGAGUUGAUAUAUUAGUCAAUAAUGCAGGUUUUCAAUUCGUAAGUCGGGUAGAAGAAUUCCCGCUCGAUAAAUGGACCAACAUGAUGUCUGUGAUGCUCACUGCUCCAUUCCUUCUCACUCAAAACCUCCUACCGGGCAUGAGAACGAAAAGAUGGGGUCGUAUUAUCAAUAUUUCUUCAGUGCAUGGUCACGUGGCUUCUCUCAACAAAGCAGCUUACGUCACAGCUAAACAUGGCAUUCAGGGAUUUACAAAGGUGGUUGCCUUGGAAACGGCAAGGUCAGGGGUCACGUGCAAUGCCUUAUGUCCCGGAUGGGUCCAAACAGAACUUUUUGAAAAGCAAGUAGAUGAAAUAUCGGGACAGGGAGGGAUAUCCUGGCAAGAUGCGAAGGAGGUUCUGUUGGAGAAGCAUCCGUCUAAAGAAUGUACCACUAUGGAGCAAGUGGGGGAAGCGGUCAAUUUCAUCUGUUCAUCGGCUUGUGACAACAUGACUGGGUCAUCAAUGGUUCUAGAUGGUGGAUGGACUGCGGUCUAAAUUAGCAGGAGGUCGUGCUAAUGGAGCUUGAAAUAGACUCUUGAUAACUACACUGAAAUAUAUAUAUUUAAUAGCAAUCUCUUAAGUUGCCUGCGAUAACGUGACUGGAUCAUUGUUCUUGAUGGAAGAUGGGCCGCUGCCUAAACUAUAGCUACGGGACCCAUGGAUCACUAGGUCUUGAUCAUUGAGUUUUAUCUAGAGACUCUUAAAGGAGAAUGAAACCCUUGAAACCAACUGAAUCCAUAUCAAAGAGAAAAAUCAAAGAAACAUAUUGUUGAAAGUUUGAGGAAGAUUGAAUAAAUAAUAAGAAAUUUAUGAGCAUUUGAAUAUUGAGAUCACUAAUGCCAUCUAGAUCCUCCAAUUGGCAAUGCGACCAAGAUCUGUGAUGUCACACACGUACAACUCCCUCAUUACUUUAGUACUUAUUUCACUUGUAUUCUCACUUUUAUAGAGUCUAUCACAAGGUGAGGUGUUCUCUUUAUGAGAGGACAAGUAUAGAGGUUUCACAACAUUAUAUCAUUGAUGAAUCGUUUGUCAUAUAUGAUUAGAAUGAGCAAAAAGAGAUGUUUUGGGGUAUAUUUUCAGUGUCCAAAAGGGGAGAGUUGUUCAUCUGUGACAUCAUAGAUCUUGGUCGCAUUGCCAAUGGGAGGAUCUCCAUAGCAUAAGUGAUCUCGACAUUCAAAUGCUCAUAACUCUUCUAUUGCUAGUCCUAUUUUACUCAAACUUUUGUUGAUCUUAUUCUUUGAUUUUUUUGCUUUCACAAAAGCUAACUUGCUCCAAGAGUUUCAUUCUCCUUUAAUGACUGAACUAAAAUGUGUUUAAUCGAAAAUCUAUAUGCUCAUAAUGCUUGUGAUAAGUUGAGUAGAGUUUGUAAUUGGUUCGUGAUAGAGGACUAACCUUUUUAAUAUAUUUUCUGUAAUAAUUAUAAUAUUUAGAAAAUAAUAUCAUACUUCACCCCUUUCGGGGGCAGCGGAACCGGAGGGGCUGGGGGCUUCAGCCCCCACUUUUUUUUUCCAAAAUCGUGUACAAAAAGGUAAAAAAAUGACCACCUUAUUGUGAAUUUUUGCACGGUCACCCUACCCCCACUUUCAAAAUCGUUCCGCGGCCCCUGCUUUUUCGUUCUUUUGUUUUUAUUCCUGCUCGUCUUGGUGUUGAAAAUUUUAGGGGUCUAUGCGGCUCCUCAAGCCCCUCCCCCUCCAUCUAUACACCAGUGAGUGGAAGGGGGGGGGGGCAAAUUUGCUAAGUACUGCUCGUAAAGCUCGUGUCAUAAUUAUAGGUCUAGUUUUUUUUAUACCCACCCCCCCCCCCCCCAAUAUGGUGUUGAAGACCUUUUUUGCUUGUCAAUUUUUUUUGGGGUAGGAAACGACCUAAAAUUUUUGCUAAAGACCUUUUUUUGGGGGGGGGGGUUGUCAAAAUUUUAUUCAGCUUGAACCCCCCCCCCUUCAAAAAUCCUGCGUACGGUACGCUACUGAUCAAAGCCAGAACGUUAAGAGUAUAUCAUGAAAUAAAUGAAAUAUGCGAUAAAAACUAUAUAUUUGAGGAGUACAACUUAAAGUUGAUAUGUAAAGAAAUAGAAAAUAA